UUCAUCAUUCAUCAUUCAUCCACUGGCUCUAUCAAACCCGGAACAUCGCUGCCGCAUGUCCUUGAGACUUUGUUGACAAAUUUGUUGAUUUCUGUUUAGGCGUGUAUAGUCUACUAUUAUCGAGUAGUGUUUAAUAAUCUUGUUGUAGUUUUAAUAAUAUGGUUCUGUGGUGUUCAGCACGGUAUGCUAGUAAGGGGCGUGCUGCCGUAGGCGUAUUAUUAAAGCAAACCUUUGACAGUACCCGCGGCAGUACUACUCGGCCGGCAACCCAGAAACUUUAUUUUUCGUUGACUCGUAUUCAAAGCUCAUACUAUUCCUCCUCCACCGAACCUGCUAAAACUCUUUUAUCUGUAAAUGAAUUAAAGUCACUCUUAGAAUCUGAUAAGAAGAUACGACUACUAGAAUGCGGACCAAAUUUGAGCAUAAAAGAGCUGUAUGAUGAAGCACACAUAGGCGGUUCAACAUUCUUUAAUGUUGGCGCAUGUUCCGAGCUGAAAAAUGAAUUGUGUCUCAAGUACAUGCUUCCCGAUCCGGCGUUGUUUAGUGACUACGUUGAGCAGCUUGGCGUGAGCAACGAUAGUCAUGUUGUUGUAUGUGAAAGACAUGACAAGGGCUUCUUUUAUGCGCCAAGAGUGUGGUGGAUGUUCCGCGUGUUCGGUCAUGACCAAGUAUCCAUUUUAAGUGGUGGAUUAGGAAAGUGGUUGGCAGCAGGGAAUGCACUUACACGUGCCACUACCCAUGUGCAGCGUGGCAACUUCAGAGCAGAGUAUCGGCCGGAACUUGUACGCUCAUACAAUGACAUUGAAAAGCUGGUGAUCGAUGGAAGUUUGUCCAAAAGUGUACAGCUGGUGGAUGCUAGAAGUCAGGGCAGAUUUGAAGGAUGGGAGCAAGUUCCUGGUGAGGCUGUUGGGGCUGGACAUGUGCCCGGAUCUAUUAGCUUGCAUUAUGCUGCUUUUAUGGACCCAUUUACCAAGACAAUGCGCUCCGAGGAUGAUUUAGAAAAGAUACUGAAGUUUAAAGGCGUAGACCUGAAUAAACCAAUAGUAGCUACAUGCGGACAGGGUAUCACAGCCUGCUUUAUAUCACUAGCAGCAUUCUUACUGGGCAAAAAGGAUGUGCCCGUCUAUGAUGGGUCAUGGAAUGAGUGGUUUGUACGUGCCAAGAAGGAGCACAUACAGGAGUUAGAAUAGAUUGCCAUCAACUAUUGGCUUGAUAAAAUAGAACUGACAACCAUCUCGAUCCUUUGUAAUGAAAUUGUUAAUCAUGAAAAUUAAUCUGUAACAUGUAAAGUGCUAGUGAGCUCUCACUCUCGGACUGAACUGAUUAAAUAUAAAUUGUUAUUACUAAUAGUGAAUUGAGUGGCAAAUUAGGAAGGGUAUGAUAUAAUGUUAAAUUAUAAAAAAAAAAUAUCAAGCCCAUAUUUUUGAAAUCAUUGAGGUUAUUGUAAUUAAUAUUAAAGUUUUUGCUAUUGUUAUAAAUUUACUUGUUCUUUGUGUGCAUUCGUAAAUGUACGUCAUUGUAUAAGUGAAAAUUGCAAGUAUAAAUUUAAUGACUGUUUUUAAUAACCAUCAAA
Molecule: messenger RNA, 1573 nt
Organism: Priapulus caudatus
Lineage: Eukaryota; Metazoa; Priapulida; Priapulimorpha; Priapulimorphida; Priapulidae
Product: 3-mercaptopyruvate sulfurtransferase-like
Exons: 4
Coding region: 159-1190 (343 amino acids)
Biological process (GO): transsulfuration
Cellular component (GO): mitochondrion
Molecular function (GO): thiosulfate-cyanide sulfurtransferase activity
Source: RefSeq, a predicted model, not a curated record